UUUGUUGUUUCGUAGUGGAAGAGCGGGCAGUUCCCCAAAUUCACACCUGUGUGUCACAGUUUUAUUGUGUGUCAAUGGAGCCGUAAGAUCGUAAAGCACAGAAUGUCCAUUUGAGUGGUUUAGGGCUGAAGCAACUGUGCGGAAUAAACUAGGGCUGCACCGUAUUUGGAACGACUCCUGUGAAGACUAGCUGCAAAAGUGCUCCGGAGUCGGGUGGCCGUAUUUAGUGAUUUUGUCUCUAGUGUGUGUUAGCAACUCGACGAAGUCGCAUGGUUCGCCGGUGGCCGAUCUUAGUGUUCGAAAUCAGUCGGAGCGGAGGCGGAGUACGUUUGCGGACGGCAAAGUGGAGAAGAUGCAUCCAACCAUGGCGUCUUGUCGCGUACUAAUGCUCUCUGUGGCGCUGGCAUUGGUAUUGGUACCAGCUCCCGCAUACAGCUUGGAGACCGCUCCCGCAUACAGCUUGGAGACCGUUAUUGAAUAUACCAAAUGUGUUGUCGAAAAGCAGAAAAGUAGUGCAGAAAACUACACUAUAGAGUGUACGAAUGACAGGCGAAUUGCUACAGGGUUGGCUGACGAUGAUGAUGGUGGAGAUUUCACUAUUUUUGACAUUGACGACCUCUAUUGCUGCAAAUACGGUGUCGACAUUGGUUCAGCAACGUCAGUCACUUUACCCAAAAACAACGAAGACAACCAUACCAGUGUGAAAUGCCCCAAUUCCUCCGUCAUCACAGCAUUUAACGAUACCGCCCAUUUCAUAUAUCCUUACAAAAAGAUGACCUGCGUAGAGCUAAAGAUCUCUGGUAAAGCAAUGCCUGCCAUCGACUACAAUGAUUGCGAAUAUAUAAAUACGGGAAGUUACCGCCCAGGUCCACGUUGCAAGGCUACAUAUGGAAUCGUUAGCUUGAACUAUAACGAAACCAAAUAUUUUAGUAAACCAAAGGUAACCGGACGCGGCAUUUCUGGAAUGACGUGCUGCAGAAUUAUUGUGCAGCCUAACUGCAACUCAAACCCGUGCCCUGAUCAUAGCACAUGCAGUGAGGACCAACAUAACUACACCUGCACCUGCGUGUCAGGAUAUCAGGUGGUCACAAAAAUCAUGCCAAAAAGGAAUAUAAGUACAUGUCAGGAUAUCGAUGAGUGCCUCACAUUCGAAGCCAGCCCUUGCAAUGCAAACACAGAGGUCUGUGUCAACACACCCGGGUCGUACGGAUGUGAGUGCAGCGCAGGGUACGUGAACACGACCGGCACGUGUAAGAAAGCGCAAAGGUGUGAUCAUUCGUCUCCAUGCCACCAGUAUGCAGAUUGCGUGGAUACGCAGGGCAGCUAUACAUGUACCUGUAUAUAUCCUUACCUGAAAGGCGAUGGCUUCACCAACUGUACAGUGCCAACAUGUCAGUCGCUGCCUGCGCCCCGCAAUUCUCUUGUACCCCCAGAAGGAGAAAACAGCUUAAUCAUUUAUCCCAAAAGUCAAAACUUUACAUGUGCUAAUGGCUACAAACUUACUGGUUCAGAAUCGUUGCAAUGUAAUGCUUCAGGAGAAAUCGUGGGGACACCACCAAAUUGCACAAAUAUUGACGAAUGCAGUGAUGGGAUUCACAGCUGUAAUACCAAUGCACAGUGCCAAGACAUUGAUGGUUCAUACACAUGUAGGUGUAAAAGUGGAUACACCGGAGAUGGCACAACUUGCAAUGAUAUCAAUGAAUGUGCCAGUGCAUCAAACCACGACUGCCACUCAGCGGCUUCAUGUACAGACACAACUGGUUCAUAUACAUGUAUGUGUAUUAGUGGUUACACAGGAAAUGGCACAACGUGCAAGGGUAUCAAUGAAUGCAGUGAUGGGACUCACAGUUGUAAUACCAAUGCACAGUGCCAAGACACUGAUGGUUCAUAUACAUGUAUGUGUAUUAGUGGUUACACAGGAAAUGGCAAAACUUGCAAUGAUAUUGACGAAUGUGCCAGUGGUAUGAGUCAUGGCUGCAAUGUCAAUGCUGGGUGUAGUAACAAUGCUGGUAGCUUCCAAUGCACAUGUAAUACUGGAUACAGUGGAAAUGGGAUUCAAUGUACAGAUAUUGACGAAUGCAGUGAUGGGAUUCACAGCUGUAAUACCAAUGCACAGUGCCAAGACAUUGAUGGUUCAUACACAUGUAGGUGUAAAAGUGGAUACACCGGAGAUGGCACAACUUGCAAUGAUAUCAAUGAAUGUGCCAGUGCAUCAAACCACGACUGCCACUCAGCGGCUUCAUGUACAGACACAACUGGUUCAUAUACAUGUAUGUGUAUUAGUGGUUACACAGGAAAUGGCACAACGUGCAAGGGUAUCAAUGAAUGCAGUGAUGGGACUCACAGUUGUAAUACCAAUGCACAGUGCCAAGACGCUGAUGGUUCAUAUACAUGUAUGUGUAUUAGUGGUUACACAGGAAAUGGCAAAACUUGCAAUGAUAUUGACGAAUGUGCCAGUGGUAUGAGUCAUGGCUGCAAUGUCAAUGCUGGGUGUAGUAACAAUGCUGGUAGCUUCCAAUGCACAUGUAAUACUGGAUACAGUGGAAAUGGGAUUCAAUGUACAGAGGUACAGUGCAAACCGGUGGGUGCUCCUGCUUAUGGUGGUACAAGCAGCAAGAGUCCCAAUAUCAACUAUGGAGAAACUCAAACGUUUACCUGUUCUGUUGGUUUUAAUCUUGUUGGAAAUGCAACAUUGUCAUGCGGUGCUGACGGAAGCUUGAGUGGAACAGCACCUUUGUGCCAAGAUGUGGAUGAGUGCAAGGAUUCAAACGGAAAUCUUCACAACUGCCACAGUCUAGCAAUGUGCAAUAACUCCAAUGGAACAUUCCACUGUGUAUGUAUAGGUGGAUAUACUGGAAACGGCACACAUUGUGCAGAUAUUGACGAAUGUAGUUCUGGAACUCAUAAUUGCCGUGACAAAGCUGCAUGCAUGAAUAUGGAUGGUAGUUUCCAAUGUACAUGUCUAAAUGGUUAUGGUGGCGAUGGACACAAUUGUACAAACAUGAAUGAAUGCAGUGAUGGUAGUCACAUGUGCAGUGACAAUGCAAAUUGUACAGACUCGCUCGGAUCAUAUGCAUGCACAUGUAAUACUGGUUACUAUGGUAAUGGGUCCAGCUGUGCAGAUAGGAAUGAGUGUUCAACUAGCAAGCACAAUUGUCACAAUGACUCUGAGUGCGUGAACAAUGCUGGUAGUUUUGUUUGUGUCUGCAAAACUGGUUAUACUGGCAGUGGGCAGAACUGCUCUGAUGUGAACGAGUGUACUGGCAUUCAUGAGUGUGAUAGUAACGCCAACUGCACCAACAGCAAGGGAUCUUUUACAUGCGACUGUCAACGCGGUUAUGUUGGUAAUGGCAAUACUUGUUUUAACUUGGAUGAAUGCACCGGGACAGAUCAUGAUUGUGAUGUGAAUGCAACAUGCUCUGAUACUCCGGGUGGCUAUGCAUGCGCAUGCAAUGCUGGGUACACAGGCAGUGGUUUCAAACAUAACUGUCUUGACAUAAAUGAAUGUAUGCAGAACUUCCACGCCUGUGCCAGUGCGGCGUUAUGUUACAAUUCUAUGGGUUCAUAUCGAUGUGCAUGUAAAACUGGUUUUACUGGCAAUGGAAGCAUUUGUAGCCCAACUUUCGGGAAUCUUGCCGUUCUUCUGCCUGAUAUUCAAGAUGUGUCAGCUAAUGUACGUAAUGACAUCCAAUCAUAUCGUUAUUCCAUUCUGAUGUGGAAUGAAAAGAAUCAAUCAUUGCUGCCAACAGGUCUACAAGGCACUGGUUUACUGGCUAAGCAGUUUCCAGUUUUGUUAGAGAAUGUGACAUUUGGUUACUAUGUUGCUGUCAUUGAUGGUCUGAGAAACAACAGCACCAGUGACCAUGGUACUAGCGGCAAUGAUAAGUUAUCACCUUCAUACUCAUCAUCAAUGGUUGUAGCAAGCAGUGCUGUGAACUUAGACUUUAACUACACUGGCACCACACCAAGUAUCCCUGGAGUUACUGGUGUGUGGCGUAGCUAUGAAUCAACGGGUGAUAACACUAUCGACAUCUUAAAACCACCAUCACCACCAGCACCAUUAAUGGAUUCGUAUGAUGAAGUUGUGUUUGUCUUCAAGAAUCCAGUAAUGAAUCGUACAGUUGUGGUAGUGAAGAGUACAAAUGAUUCAAGAGUGCAAGUACCUGUUGAAGAGUUAGGUGGUAGUCCAAUUCAGUAUAACUUCACAUAUACUUACUCAACAGCUGCUGUGGCUGGUGACAAGAGAAAGGAAAAUGUCACAUCUAUUACAUCUCCCAUCUUCACUUUCCAACCAGCUACUCAUGGGAAACUUGCCAUUCCCCUGCCUGGGCUUCAAGAUGUGCCAGCUGAUGUACGCAAUGACAUCCAAUCGUAUCGUUAUUCCAUUCUGAUGUGGAAUGAAAAGAAUCAGUCUUUGCUGCCAACAGGUCUACAAGGCACUGGUUUACUGGCUAUGCAGUUUCCAGUUUUGUUGGAGAAUGUGACAUUUGGUUACUAUGUUGCUGUCAUUGAUGGUCUGAGAAACAAGAGCACCAGUGACCGUGGCACUAGCGGCAAUGAUAAGUUAUCACCUUCAUACUCAUCAUCAAUGGUUGUAGCAAGCAGUGCUGUGAACUUAGACUUUAACUACACUGGCACCACACCAAGUAUCCCUGGAGUUACUGGUGUGUGGCGUAGCUAUGAAUCAACGGGUGAUAACACUAUCGACAUCUUAAAACCACCAUCACCACCAGCACCAUUAAUGGAUUUGUAUGAUGAAGUUGUGUUUGUCUUCAAGAAUCCAGUAAUGAAUCGUACAGUUGUGGUAGUGAAGAGUACAAAUGAUUCAAGAGUGCAAGUACCUGUUGAAGAGUUAGGUGGUAGUCCAAUUCUGUAUAACUUCACAUAUACUUACUCAACAGCUGCUGUGGCUGGUGACAAGAGAAAGGAAAAUGUCACAUCUACAACAUCUCCCAUAUUCCCUUUCCAACCAGCUACUCAUGGGAAACUUGCCAUUCCUCUGCCUGAUCUUCAAGAUGUGUCAGCUAAUGUACGCAGUGACAUCCAAUCAUAUCGUUAUUCCAUUCUGAUGUGGAAUGAAAAGAAUCAGUCUUUGCUGCCAACAGGUCUACAAGGCACUGGUUUACUGGCUAUGCAGUUUCCAGUUUUGUUAGAGAAUGUGACAUUUGGUUUUUAUGUUGCUGUCAUUGAUGGUCUGAGAAACAAGAGCACCAGUGACCGUGGUACUAGUGGCAAAGAUAAGUUAUCACCUUCAUACUCAUCAUCAAUGGUUGUAGCAAGCAGUGCUGUGAACUUAGACUUUAACUACACUGGCACCACACCAAGUAUCCCUGGAGUUACUGGUGUGUGGCGUAGCUAUGAAUCAACGGGUGAUAACAAUAUCGACAUCUUAAAACCACCAUCACCACCAGCACCAUUAAUGGAUUCGUAUGAUGAAGUUGUGUUUGUCUUCAAGAAUCCAGUAAUGAAUCGUACAGUUGUGGUAGUGAAGAGUACAAAUGAUUCAAGAGUGCAAGUACCUGUUGAAGAGUUAGGUGGUAGUCCAAUUCAGUAUAACUUCACAUAUACUUACUCAACAGCUGCUGUGGCUGGUGACAAGAGAAAGGAAAAUGUCACAUCUACUACAUCUCCCAUCUUCACUUUCCAACCAGCUACCCUCGGGAAUCUUGCCGUUCCCCUGCCUGGUCUUCAAGAUGUGUCAGCUAAUGUACGCAAUGACAUCCAAUCAUAUCGUUAUUCCAUUCUGAUGUGGAAUGAAAAGAAUCAGUCAUUGCUGCCAACAGGUCUACAAGGCACUGGUUUACUGGCUAUGCAGUUUCCAGUUUUGUUAGAGAAUGUGACAUUUGGUUACUAUGUUGCUGUCAUUGAUGGUCUGAGAAACAAGAGCACCAGUGACCGUGGUACUAGUGGCAAUGAUAAGUUAUCACCUUCAUACUCAUCAUCAAUGGUUGUAGCAAGCAGUGCUGUGAACUUAGACUUUAACUACACUGGCACCACACCAAGUAUCCCUGGAGUUACUGGUGUGUGGCGUAGCUAUGAAUCAACGGGUGAUAACACUAUCGACAUCUUAAAACCACCAUCACCACCAGCACCAUUAAUGGAUUCGUAUGAUGAAGUUGUGUUUGUCUUCAAGAAUCCAGUAAUGAAUCGUACAGUUGUGGUAGUGAAGAGUACAAAUGAUUCAAGAGUGCAAGUACCUGUUGAAGAGUUAGGUGGUAGUCCAAUUCAGUAUAACUUCACAUAUACUUACUCAACAGCUGCUGUGGCUGGUGACAAGAGAAAGGAAAAUGUCACAUCUACUACAUCUCCCAUCUUCACUUUCCAACCAGCAACUCUCGGGAAACUUGCCAUUCCUCUGCCUGAUCUUCAAGAUGUGUCAGCUAAUGUACGUAAUGACAUCCAAUCAUAUCGUUAUUCCAUUCUGAUGUGGAAUGAAAAGAAUCAGUCAUUGCUGCCAACAGGUCUACAAGGCACUGAUUUACUGGCUAUGCAGUUUCCAGUUUUGUUAGAGAAUGUGACAUUUGGUUACUAUGUUGCUGUCAUUGAUGGUCUGAGAAACAAGAGCACCAGUGACCGUGGCACUAGCGGCAAUGAUAAGUUAUCACCUUCAUACUCAUCAUCAAUGGUUGUAGCAAGCAGUGCUGUGAACUUAGACUUUAACUACACUGGCACCACACCAAGUAUCCCUGGAGUUACUGGUGUGUGGCGUAGCUAUGAAUCAACGGGUGAUAACACUAUCGACAUCUUAAAACCACCAUCACCACCAGCACCAUUAAUGGAUUUGUAUGAUGAAGUUGUGUUUGUCUUCAAGAAUCCAGUAAUGAAUCGUACAGUUGUGGUAGUGAAGAGUACAAAUGAUUCAAGAGUGCAAGUACCUGUUGAAGAGUUAGGUGGUAGUCCAAUUCAGUAUAACUUCACAUAUACUUACUCAACAGCUGCUGUGGCUGGUGACAAGAGAAAGGAAAAUGUCACAUCUACUACAUCUCCCAUCUUCACUUUCCAACCAGCUACUCUCGGGAAUCUUGCCGUUCCCCUGCCUGGUCUUCAAGAUGUGUCAGCUAAUGUACGCAAUGACAUCCAAUCAUAUCGUUAUUCCAUUCUGAUGUGGAAUGAAAAGAAUCAGUCAUUGCUGCCAACAGGUCUACAAGGCACUGGUUUACUGGCUAUGCAGUUUCCAGUUUUGUUAGAGAAUGUGACAUUUGGUUACUAUGUUGCUGUCAUUGAUGGUCUGAGAAGCAACAGCACCAGUGACCGUGGUACUAGCGGCAAUGAUAAGUUAUCACCUUCAUAUUCAUCAUCAAUGGUUGUAGCAAGCAGUGCUGUGAACUUAGACUUUAACUACACUGGCACCACACCAAGUAUCCCUGGAGUUACUGGUGUGUGGCGUAGCUAUGAAUCAACGGGUGAUAACACUAUCGACAUCUUAAAACCACCAUCACCACCAGCACCAUUAAUGGAUUCGUAUGAUGAAGUUGUGUUUGUCUUCAAGAAUCCAGUAAUGAAUCGUACAGUUGUGGUAGUGAAGAGUACAAAUGAUUCAAGAGUGCAAGUACCUGUUGAAGAGUUAGGUGGUAGUCCAAUUCAGUAUAACUUCACAUAUACUUACUCAACAGCUGCUGUGGCUGGUGACAAGAGAAAGGAAAAUGUCACAUCUACUACAUCUCCCAUCUUCACUUUCCAACCAGCUACUCUCGGGAAUCUUGCCGUCCCCCUGCCUGGUCUUCAAGAUGUGUCAGCUAAUGUACGUAAUGACAUCCAAUCAUAUCGUUAUUCCAUUCUGAUGUGGAAUGAAAAGAAUCAAUCAUUGCUGCCAACAGGUCUGCAAGGCACUGGUUUACUGGCUAUGCAGUUUCCAGUUUUGUUAGAGAAUGUGACAUUUGGUUACUAUGUUGCUGUCAUUGAUGGUCUGAGAAACAAGAGCACCAGUGACCGUGGUACUAGCGGCAAUGAUAAGUUAUCACCUUCAUACUCAUCAUCAAUGGUUGUAGCAAGCAGUGCUGUGAACUUAGACUUUAACUACACUGGCACCACACCAAGUAUCCCUGGAGUUACUGGUGUGUGGCGUAGCUAUGAAUCAACGGGUGAUAACAAUAUCGACAUCUUAAAACCACCAUCACCACCAGCACCAUUAAUGGAUUCGUAUGAUGAAGUUGUGUUUGUCUUCAAGAAUCCAGUAAUGAAUCGUACAGUUGUGGUAGUGAAGAGUACAAAUGAUUCAAGAGUGCAAGUACCUGUUGAAGAGUUAGGUGGUAGUCCAAUUCAGUAUAACUUCACAUAUACUUACUCAACAGCUGCUGUGGCUGGUGACAAGAGAAAGGAAAAUGUCACAUCUACUACAUCUCCCGUCUUCACUUUCCAACCAGCAACACAUGGGAUACUGAACCUCCCUCUCCCUGACAUGGAACAGCUAGACCGGUCGGUCUGGAAAUCUGUGCAGACGUUCAAGUACUCCUUGACGAGGUGGAACGGCACGCAUUUGGACAAGACAGGCCAUAGUGGCCAGGGUUUGCGACACGAUGACUUCCCAGUCCAGUUCACAAACACCCAAUUUGGCUAUUAUGUCGCAAGUGUAGAGGGCGUGUCAUCGGAGAAUGCCACGGUUAUCCGUGCUACCUUUGGCCUGGACUUCAACUACACGGACGUUGAGAUCCCUGCGAUUCCUGGCACAUGUGCCGACGAUAGCCUUCCUGAGUGGUUGGUGAUCGGAAAUGACGCAUCUACUGGCCAGUUCUCCUUGCCUAACCCCACCUGUACUGUGCCUGCAGGAACUAAGGAUAGUAACACCAGCGUUGGCCAUGGUUACAGUGGUGCAGGUAACACGCGUCCCUAUGACAGCAUUCGCAUUAGAUUUACCGACCCAGACACCAACAGGAGUGUGACAGUGGUCGUGCCGAUCUCCAACCGCUCUGUUCCGAUUCCGGCAGAAUUUGUGCCGGGACGGGUAAGCAUAGACUUCCAGUACGUCAACUCCUCGUCCGCUGGCAAUGUGACAAGCCCCUGGUCACCUCCCUAUGUGAUAACCACUACAAACUCAGUGACAGUCACACCGCAUACAUCACCUGCAACAUCUAGCACUGCCGGUGGCGAGGAGGAGGGUAAUCCUGCUUCUACUACUGACAACAGCUCCUGGGUCGUGCUCACUAGCAUUGGCGCCGUGGCGGUCCUGCUGCUAGCCGUGGCUGCCCUGGUCGUCAAGCAGCGCAUGAAUAAGAGGGCCGAAGAAAAACGUGCCAUCAACCUUAUGACGCGCAGAACUGGAAACGACAAGACGGACUGGGAGAAUGAGUACUUUGAUGACGGCAUGCGACACGAAAUGAACGACCUGUUUGGUAGCCCCGACCCCAACUCAAUGGUAGACACUGACCUGGACGCUACUGAUGAGCGUAGAACUGCAAUCGAUGACAGAGAGAGCUCGUCAGUGAGCAGUCAGUCUCCUGAAAACCGUACCGGUCACAAAUUGGCAAGAUACGCAGCCAACUGGGACGAGAAUGCCAGUCCUCGCCUCACUCAGCGGACUCCAAGCUGCUCAUCCGAGUUGGAUCUGGGCGAUGUGGAGGCCGACCCAACUGCUGAUGCACGCGAUGGAAAUGGACUGGCCUCCAGGCCCACCGGCGCCAGCAGCCAAGGAAACAAGAGUAAGCCUCGCAAGAAGGACCAGAAUACACUGCGCAAGGCAGCUGCCUUCCUCAACAUGAUGCGAUCCGGCAGCAACAACAACACAAGCACCACUGAGGAUGCCGUUGAUGAUGACCGAGAUGUAGCUACUGCCCUGGGCAAUGAGGGGGAGGGGCAGUUUAGUCUGGGCAUGGAUGGAAUGCGUUCGGACACAUUCUCUACUAUGGAGGAAUGUGACCCGGUGUCAGGUUUUGAAGCGGAAGAGUACUCGGACUAUGGCGAUGUCCUUGAUAUGCUCCACGGUGCCGACUCCAGAGAGUCCAGCACGGACAUUGCGGACUACGAUCUCUUCCAGCGUCCACACACUGGUGGCUCCAUGAGUCCUCAGCCAUCUCUCACUGACAGCAACACAUACAGCACGGCGUUUGGUUGUGAUCGUCUCGACGCACUCUACGAUGAACUGUCACAAACCUGGCUCUGCCAGGACUGCUUUGCCAAUCCGGACACGCGGAAGGAGAUCAAUGAGGGUGCCUAUGCCUGUGUGCACAAGAAGCGUAUUCCCAACCCACACUUCACCAAUGCGGGAGACGAUCGUGGACUAGACGCCGAUUCCGUGCCUGCAUUCGGCAGUGACGGCGAAGAGUAUGUGUACACGAGCGUGAAGAACAACUAUUUAGACUUCCAAGCGCCAAAGUCCUCACAAGGCUCAGAUUGGCCGUCCAAUCCAAGGAACCAGUGUCACUCCAACCCGUCUGCUCACAGCCGCCUCACCUUGUUACCAGGCGCUCCUCAGCCACCUCCUGGUACCCAAGUAGAGGAUUUCAUGAGCCACGGUGCAGACUUUGUCGGUAUGAGCGACAACGAGAAAUCCUACAGUGACCCGUACGAUCAUACAGUGUCUGCACCCGAUCCAGACUCUCCCUACUCGAAUGCCAACCCACUAGCCAGUAGACUACGUAAAAAGCAUAACCAAGAUCUGCCAGGUGACAGCACUCUUAUCCAGUCUCCUGACGAGUACGUUCAGUUUGCUCCAGGGCCAAAUGGUGCUCUGCAACCCGUCAUGCCCUCCACCGCCACCGCCGCCACAGCAGCAGCAGCAGCAGCAGCAACAGCUGAGCAGCAACAGCAGAACACUGGGGCACGGAAUCCGAAAAGAUCCGUAUUGCCAGGACGACCGCUGUCCGCCCUGGAGAACGAUGCUGACUCUGCUCCCGCCACACACGAAAUGAGCUCCACUGAUUCGAAUCGCUAUGUGCACAUACGCACGCCCACUCACUCGAUCACUGCCGCUGCUGCCUCAUCCACUGCUCAAACAGGCACUGACGGGCAGCACGACAAACAAAGCAGGACAAGCGAUGGCAACACCAGCUCGAGCGUACAACCUAGCUCAAUCCUGGAAGCACCACUGAUCUGGGGAAUGGAUCCCAAGCCAACAGCAGUAGCUAACAAUACCGAUGCCAACACCAACAACAACAGCAGCAGCAACAACAACAGAAACAGCAACACGCCAACAAAGCAGACCACUACUGGCAAUGAGGAUAAAAACAAUACCAGCAACGAGCCACUCGUGUGGAAUCCUCCAACUUCAAAGCCUACUGAUCUGGAUGCUGACAACACGGCAGUCGAUCAACAACAGCCGCAGCAGCAAAGCUUUGACAGAACUCAAGCGGCACAUUACCAGAAAGAUCGGCAAAAUAAUGGCCGUCCCAGCGUUACUUCCGAAGAGGCUGGCCUCUGGCACGAGCUAGGAGAAAACGGUCACAUCACCAGGGACGAUGGAGGUCUACCAGAGGCAAACGGCGAGACACUCCAGGUACUUGAUGAAGUCCUGGCUGACCUGACGGAGGAACGUUGGCAAGGAGGGUCCGCAGCUGGUAAAGAUAUCUUGCGAGAUUCCAAGUCAAAGCGUUCAAUCCUUGGCAAGCGAAAAGGUAAGGGCCCCAAGCAGCCCGCACAGAAGGACCUUCGUGAAUGGCAAGCUGACUAUGACGAGGGAGGUGAUGACUACAUUCUGUUCCCAAACACGGACGCACCUACGGUGGAGGACCGGUCCAAGCUCCAGCAGUUCAAGCGUGUGAUCUCUUCGCGCAAGAACGGAGGCGGGGGUGGCAGUCAUAAGGUGGCGCCAGUCUCACACAGUGCCAUGGCGGGUAGUGACAGUGACAGUAGCGAGUACAAUGCCAUGGGUCCCGACGGUGGCCUAGGCCGGUCCGACCACGCUAUGUUUACGUUCAAUGACACCGUUAAUGACGUUGACCUGCAUGGCCACAUGGCGGAGGAGGCAGACGCUGGAAGCCACUUCACCAACAAGAGAAUCGCUCAUCUGAGGAAGUCGGAGCGUAAGCAGGUGCGACGAGUAAAGUCAUUCAAUGACAUAUCUAGCAAGCCCAGCAUUGCUACGGCUGGUUCAGUAGACAGCAUUGUUGACGACAUUCUGGUAGAGCGGUACGAUGUAUUCAGUGAGGAUCGUCUCCGCCAGCCGGGAUCCAAUGCAGAUACUGAGAACGAAGAGGAGGGUGAUUAUGAGAUGUUCCCGGCCGAUACGUUGAAACGCUUCAUGCCCAAUGCGCAGAAGGCUGAGAUUCGAAAAUCGGAGUCAGCCACCGAUGUCUUCGGCCGUGGACUACUGGGGAAGCGUGCCAGCAGCGAAGACAACGGCUUUGAGUAUGGUAUGCCGAACAAUGGCGUACUGUCCUUCAUUCCAGCCAGCAGUGGUGACACGGCCGACGCGUACGAUGACACUCUAACCUUCCCAAUUGCUGCUGGUGCCUCUCUUCCUGGGAAUGCACGGUUGGCGGGAUACGAGAGUGCUGCGAAUAUCGCCGCUCCUUCCGCUGAGAAGAAGGCCAGGAGUGAUCGUUUCUGGACUGCGGGCUACGACGACGUGGUUGCAGCCCAGCCCAAGGACAAGACGGGCAAGAAAGGACAGAAGGAGCAACGUGAGUCCAUCGACAUGAUGGACGAAGACUUGGAGGAUGAUGACGACCUGCAUUGUAUUAUUCCCACGGCAGCCGCAAGAUCCGUCUUCAUCAACGCCGCGCAGAAGACGGAGCCGGGAAUAACGGCGGCUGAAGCCAUCGAGCGCGAAGACCCGUACGCCCUGACCACGAACCUUGAGAAGACUGAGAACACGUCACUGAUCAAGCAGGCCGAGCAUCGCAUUGUCAGCAAGAUGAGUCUGCGUAAGAAGAAGGGCAAGAAGGCGGAUGUGUAAGCACUGUGCCACACAACACUGACACCUGGACACUGGUCAGAGUGUGCGGUGGCAGGAGUAUGGGAAUCAAGCCAGCCACUGCCCUCAGACCAAUCCGUGCAGUACAGAUAAAUAUAGGAUAACGCUGAAAGCAGGAAUUGAUGCUUACCAUAAUGCCAGCACUGUGACCUUUUAAUUAAAUAAAUUCAACACCCACCUAUUAUGCGGAGGCUCGUCUGUUUGCCAGCCAAGGCCGGAGAUUGGGAAGACACCAGAGCAGCUCCUUUCCACGCUGCUUGCCAUUAGUAUAAUGUAAUUUGUUUAAUUUAAAAUGCGCUGCCUUCGCCUGCCAUCCACUAGCCACAAGUAAAGGGCUUCACUACGUCUUUAUAAUACCGCUCAUGCUGUAACCAUAAUUAGACUAUAGUGCGGAAUAGUCAAUUUCUCACCACGUCUGGAAAGAAAUUUUAUAAGAAAGUUUUAUAUUAUCAUUUCCAUGGAAAUUGCUCUGUUGCUCCCACGCAUAUUGUAGCAUAAUUAUCGAAAACCAGUGUAAUCGUGAGUGGUUCGGAUGAUCUCCUCUCUUUCUCACUCCUGUGCGCGGCCCUUGGAAGGUCAGGGUCACCAACAUUCUGGUUUAGAGUGCUAUUGUCUGAUGCCACCAUUCUUGUCCAUUACCUGUUUGAGCCGGUCAGCAUGAGGCUAUGCAGACUUCUCUAUUCUCAGUAGACACCUCUUUUCUGGUUGAUUGUUGUGUUUUGCAUUUCUGGGUCUGCUGCUGCUGCUGCUACCACUCUACACAUCUACUCUUGGUUGUACUAACUAGCAAGUGAUGUCAACUGUUAGUAAAUAGUAU
Molecule: messenger RNA, 13664 nt
Organism: Sycon ciliatum
Lineage: Eukaryota; Metazoa; Porifera; Calcarea; Leucosolenida; Sycettidae
Exons: 21
Coding region: 353-12829 (4158 amino acids)
Molecular function (GO): calcium ion binding
Source: RefSeq, a predicted model, not a curated record